AUGGCUUCUAAAGAGUACACCGAAGAUGAGCGUCGGCAGCUCGAACAUGAGCUCAAUGUCAAGAUUCUCCCCAACACUGAGAUCAUGGCAGACAUAGGAAGCCACCCUUCCACUUGCUGGAAGACAGCAUACAUUUUGUCCACAGCUAUGGUGAAAUUCACUCAAAGCUUCGACGUGAGUAUCUUGGUGUUGGGGUUUAGCAACUUCAUCUGGGCCUCCAUCAGUACUUCCUUCGGUCGUAGACCAGUAUUCCUUCUCAGCCAGCUUAUCAACUUUGGCACUAGCAUGUGGCUUGCCAAAACUGAUUUCUACGGCUCGUUCAUGGGCGUGUGCAUUGUCAAUGGCGUUGACGCUGGACCGGCAGAGACCAUCAUGCCUGAGGUCAUUGCUGAUAUCUUCUUCCUGCACGACCGCAUUCUCAGGGUGGGACCCAUCGCCUCCGGCUCGAUGACCGAAGAACUCGGCUUCCGCAGCUUCUGGUGCCUCAACGCUAGGCUCAUUGGUGCCUCCUUCCUCAUGGUCGUUUUCAUGUUCCCAGAAACCCGCUUCAAGCGCGAGGACUCGUUAGCCGUCCCCACAAAGCACAUUCACACCGAUUCCCCUAACGAGAAAGGACACGCAACAACCAUCGAAAACGCCUUAAGCUCAGACGAUGGCGAAAUCCACCAUGUUACCACCGCAACUCCUACUGUUCCGAAUACAGCUCGGAGCCGGCAACGGCGCGUUUUUCAACCCAACGCGCACCCCUUCCGCUCCAGAUUCCUCGACAUCUGGAUCCCCUGGAAACUCUUCGCGUUCCCCAUCGUCAAAUUCGCCGCAUUUGCUGUAUCCUGGUCCUGGUCCUCCUUCCUGACCAUCAACCUCACGCAAUCCCAAGUCCUGUCGCUCCCACCGUACAACUUCCGCCCCGCAACUGUCGGCUUCACAAACUUUGCUAUCAUAAUUGGUGCACUCAUUGGGCUAUUUACGUCGGGCCCAUUGAGCGAUUGGAUUGCUGCGAGAGCUACGAGGAAGAAUGGCGGCGUGAGGGAGCCGGAGAUAAGAUUGCCUGCUAUGAUUCCAUAUGUUGUUGUUAAGUUACUUGGUAACAUUGUGGUUGCUGUGGGAUAUGAGAGGAAGCGGCCUUGUGAGGCUAUCGUCAUUAUUGGAUAUACUUGCGCAGAUAUUCAGGUCGCGGCGUUGCCGGGGAGUCAUUGUUGUGGGUCCAAAAGACCCUGA
Macroventuria anomochaeta is the source of this 1218-nucleotide messenger RNA. RefSeq names its product MFS general substrate transporter. Gene Ontology annotation, biological process: transmembrane transport. The transcript has 7 exons. The record is from RefSeq and is a predicted model, not a curated record. NCBI's taxonomy places the organism in Eukaryota, Fungi, Ascomycota, Dothideomycetes, Pleosporales, Didymellaceae. Gene Ontology annotation, molecular function: transmembrane transporter activity. The coding region runs from base 1 to 1218 and encodes 405 amino acids.